Necator americanus (New World hookworm) is the source of this 1563-nucleotide messenger RNA. RefSeq lists its product as uncharacterized. Gene Ontology annotation, biological process: generation of precursor metabolites and energy; superoxide metabolic process. NCBI's taxonomy places the organism in Eukaryota, Metazoa, Nematoda, Chromadorea, Rhabditida, Ancylostomatidae. The coding region runs from base 1 to 1563 and encodes 520 amino acids. The record is from RefSeq and is a predicted model, not a curated record. Gene Ontology annotation, cellular component: endoplasmic reticulum. The transcript has 13 exons. Gene Ontology annotation, molecular function: heme binding; cytochrome-b5 reductase activity, acting on NAD(P)H.
AUGCCAUUUCUUGGAUUGCCCAAACUAAUAGCGAAGCCUCCAGUCGGUAGAAGCGAGUAUGGGCGUGUCAAAGUGGCGCUUCCGCCUGGCAAAGGACUUAUGGAUUGGGUUCGGCUGGCUUCUGGAAAGGUUCUAGCGAAGAAACGUAUGUCUGUUGAUCAUGAAGAGCUGAUGAAGCAUAACAAACAAGACGAUUGCUGGAUUCACAUCUUUGGACAGGUAUAUGAUGUCACAUCGUAUCUGGAAUUCCAUCCUGGUGGCAUAUCGGAAUUGAUGCGCGCCGCAGGCACAGAUGCUACUGAUCUCUUCAAUCAAUACCACGCAUGGGUUAACUACGAUAACAUGUUGAAAUCGUGUCUUGUAGGAAGAUUUACGGGUGACCUCUCAAAAUUACCUCAACCUGGUCCUAGCACAAGUGACCAGCCACAGUCAGUAUCAGCUCAGUUGAAUGCUUUAAUAGUGAAAGGAAAACAGAAGCAAGAAACAUAUGGAGUGGACAUCAUCAAAGACGCUACUUCUGUAACACUAAAAUGCCAAUACUGGACUACUGAUAAUCUUCGACUUGAAAACGUUGCGGUUGAUUGGUCUUCAAGUAAACAACAUUUUCGGAUAGUUGUGCGACCAAUGGGGAAUCCAGCGAUUGAGGUGAAGUGGGGUGGAAUUUCUACAGAGUCCACAGUGAAUGGUUACAGAGUUUUGGUUAAGGAUGGUCAAGUUGUGAUCACUUUUGAUGCUGAGGAUUUGGAUGUUAGCGCAGUUCUAUCCUCUGUUAAUCAUUCCAUAAGACAAUCUCCAUUGCUUGCAUAUCACGAAUGCAUUAUCGAAGAAAAACGAGCAGUCUCUCACGAUACUCGGCUAUUCACUCUUCGCUUGCCCGAAGGAGUGUUCUUUCCUGUAGGUGUUGGACGUCAUGUUUCCUUCAAAAUCAAAAAAGGAGCUUCAAAGCUUUAUCGUCAGUACACCCCUGUAAAUUUUGGCUCACUGCCAGAAGAUACAGUUGAUAACCAUUACACCGCUCGCGUAUCCUGUAGCCAACCAUCGAAGGUCAUCUUUAUUAUUAAAAUUUAUCCGCAAGGGAUUUGUACACCUUGCCUAGAGAAGAUGGAAUUAGGAGAUUUAAUAGAGAUUAGUGAACCUAUCGGUAGUACGGAUCUAUUAACAUGGACUGAUCCAGAAACUGAACUGCUCAUGUUGGCAGCUGGUACUGGAUUAACUCCUAUGAUUAAUAUGCUUAAUGUUCGAUUAAGAGGAUUAUCUGAUCAGGGAUCAUCCACGUGUAAUACGCGUUUGUUGAUGUUUAACAAAACCGAACAGGAUAUUGUAGAUGAUGACUGGAUGCCCAUGAGAUGGAAUGACACUAGAGUCAAGACAGAGCACAUCCUUAGUGAACCAUCUGCGAACUGGACUGGCAAAACAGGACGUAUUAGUGCUGACAUGUUACCAUCGGGAAACAACUCCCUUCGAGUGUUAAUCUGUGGGCCAGAUGGUUUUGUUCAAAGUGCUGCAAAAUUGUUAAACGAUGGCGGACACAGGUCCGAAAACAUACAUAUCUUCCAAGGGUAA